AGUACAUCGUUCGCAUGCGCAGUGCUCACCUCAGUAGCAUGUGGAUGUUUUCAUUGGAGAACGCGUGUGUGGGGUGACUUUGUGCUGUUCAUACAUACAACAUGGCAAAAACAGACGCUACCAGACGAAGAAAAAGAGAGAGCAAAGUUGUAGAAGAGGACAUCGCCCACACUGUUGUUUCAGAGGAGCAGACUGAGAUUGCCUCUUCAAGGUCAGAGGAAGACAGUACCACCAAGAGCACAGACGUGGACAUGACACAGGUGGAGGAGCACCAAGAUAAGCAAGACGAACAGUCGCUGAUCGUCUCUCCAGCUGAUGCAGCCAGUUCCACUGAGGGAGCUCUGAGCCAGACCACAGAGACAAAGAUGAAAAAGAAGAUUAAAAAAUGUGGAGUUAAACAAGUAAAUGGGAAGCAAAAGGCAGGCCCUGCAGUUAAAAAUCCCCCAUCAAAGAAAACAAAGGUCAACAAUGAUGGUUUUUGUCUUUUCGUUGGCAACCUGAACAGCGCUAAAACAUAUAAAGAAGUCAAUGAGUCACUAGAAAAAUACUUCAUGUCACAAUGUCUUCUGUUUCAAGAUAUCCGAUUAGACCGAUCCAGGAAACGUGCAGUUGUACAUUUGGCCUCAGAAAUGGACUUGACUAAAGCGUUGGCAUUAAAUGGCGAGAUGCUCCUUGAUAAGCCAAUGAAAAUCACUGAAGCAAAGAUCAAAAGUGAGGAUAAACUGAAUGUGAAAGCACCCUCACCGGACAAAAAAGUAAACGGUAAAAGGAAGGCAGAGCCUGUCACUGAGAAUUCCCCAUCAAAGAAAACAAAGGUCAUCAAUGAUGGAUUUUGUCUUUUCAUUGGUAACCUGAACACCUCUAAAAAAUCAGAAGAAGUCAAAGAGUCAUUAGAAAAAUACUUGAUGUCACAAAGUCUCCUGUUUCAAGACAUCCGAUUAGACCGAUCCAGGAAACAUGCAUUUGUAAAUGUACUCUCAGAAAUGGACUUGACUAAAGCUUUGGCGCUAAAUGGAGAGAUGCUGCUUGAUAAACCAAUGAAGAUCGCCAAAGCAAAGAUCAAAAGUGAGGACCAAGUGAAGGUGAAAUCUCCUCAACUGAAAAAACAAGCCAAAGAUGCCAGAUGUUUGUUUGUAAAGAACUUGCCUUACAAAGCAACAAAACAAGACAUUCUGAAGAUCUUCCACAAGGCCAUCACCGUCCGGUUUCCUGGUGGAACUGAAGGCCCGAGCCAAGGAAUUGCCUUUGUGGAGUUCAAAAAUACAUCCAUCACCCAGAAGGUGUGGAAGCAGAAACAAGGAGCUAAGUUCCAAAACAGGGUUUUGCUUGUUGACCGCGUAGGAGAAGCAAAUGUUUGUAGAGUCACUAAAGCUGAUGUUGAACGCAACAUCAGAAAAGAUAAAAAGGCCUUGCAGUCAUCUCAAAAUAUCAAGGCCAGCAAAAAAGAAGCCACAGCACAAUCAUGCGAAAAGCCAGAGAAAGCAAACGUUCUGUCAAAAACACUCAUCGUCAUGGGCCUCACUGAGAAGACAAGUGCAGAGACACUUAAAAGUGCCUUUGAAGAUGCCGUCAGUGCGAGAGUCAUUGCGAAAAAGAGAGAAGUUUCAAACAGGUUUGGCUUUGUGAACUUUGGCAGCGAAGAGAGUUGCAAAGCUGCCAAAGAAGCCAUGGAGGACUGCGAGAUAGAUGGCCGCAAAGUGACCAUCGCUUAUGCACAUCCCAAGGGUAAAAGAAGCCGGCAAGCCCAAGAUGGCUUGGAGGGGGACCCCGCUGGACAGUCUGUAGGUCAGGGAGCUGGCAAAGGAGGAGGAAAGUUGACAGGAAAAGGACGUGGAGGUGGGACAUCGCAGGAUGCUGAAGUGAAGCAGGAAAACUAACUCUCCAUAUAUACAAGACUUUUUUUUUUCUCUUGAUGUAAUCUGAAACCUGUGGUUGGUGUACAAUUGUCAAUACUUGUACAUUUGACAGCUUUAAAUUUAGCUGUCAUAUUUUGUACUUUAAACCAUGCAGUUUCCUAAGUAUAUUAAAACCUAUUUUCAGCCUGCCGUUUCAUGUGAAAAGUUUAAGAUUUGAUGAGAUGAUGACGUUUUAAAAUGUGAAUAAAACAUUUAUUUAGAAA
This is a messenger RNA of Archocentrus centrarchus (flier cichlid), 2119 nucleotides long. Its product is annotated as nucleolin-like. The transcript has 16 exons. Bases 102 to 1877 code for a protein of 591 amino acids. Lineage: Eukaryota; Metazoa; Chordata; Actinopteri; Cichliformes; Cichlidae. The record is from RefSeq and is a predicted model, not a curated record. Gene Ontology annotation, molecular function: RNA binding.